UGCUGUUGUUUUUCUUUUCCCAAUAGUUGUAGACAUUUAUUAUUAUUAAUUUUGCUUGCUAAUCCAAUAGACGUAACAGAGAAUCUUUUUUUUGCUAUAUUCGGACAAAAAGAUACGGAUGAUUUUAUAUUUGCGGGAAAUCGUCAACCACUUUGGACAAAAUAUCUUUUUAAGGUAUCAUUUUCACUUUAUAUGCUUGUAAGCGUUAUAAUACUUAUUAAUCUACUUAUUGCAAUGAUGAGUGACACAUAUCAGAGUAUACAAUCUCAAAGUGACAUUGAAUGGAAGUAUGGUCUCAGUAAACUCAUUCGUAGUAUGCAAAAAACUCAAACAGCACCCUCACCAUUGAAUUUAUUGACAACUUGGAUUGAAUACUUUUUAAAACUAUAUAAAAAACGACGUUCUAAAAAGAAACGUAUGAGUGUAAUGCAUGGAUUUGUUAAACAUUCAAAUGUUUUGAGACGCAAUGAAAAAAAAAAAUCAUUAAUAGCAUUAUCUGGUAAUAAGAGUCCAAUAGGAAGUCAACAAUCAAUUAAAAGAAUGCCAAAUAUUAACGAUGUUAUUGAUUGGAAUUUAGUGAGAAAAAAAUAUCGAAUGCGUUUUGGUGAUGUUGUUGAAAAACCAUCAAGCAGUAAUUCAUUAACUGAAGAAAUUAAUUUAUAAAAUUUGCUCACUUUUUACUAUUUAAACAUAAAUACGACAACCAGGUUGUCUAAAAGUACCGCCAUUUGGAUAAAAAUCAACAUGUCCAAUAGGUUUAACAAAACCGACAGUACCCGCACAAGUGUG
Messenger RNA from Microplitis demolitor, 789 nucleotides. Its product is annotated as transient-receptor-potential-like protein. Bases 193 to 663 code for a protein of 156 amino acids. Gene Ontology annotation, cellular component: glycosylphosphatidylinositol-N-acetylglucosaminyltransferase (GPI-GnT) complex. Gene Ontology annotation, biological process: GPI anchor biosynthetic process. NCBI's taxonomy places the organism in Eukaryota, Metazoa, Arthropoda, Insecta, Hymenoptera, Braconidae. The transcript has 6 exons. The record is from RefSeq and is a predicted model, not a curated record.